Messenger RNA from Rhinichthys klamathensis goyatoka, 2378 nucleotides. It is a transcript of the gene ctdnep1b, whose product is annotated as CTD nuclear envelope phosphatase 1b. The transcript has 7 exons. Gene Ontology annotation, molecular function: protein serine/threonine phosphatase activity. The coding region runs from base 482 to 1228 and encodes 248 amino acids. The record is from RefSeq and is a predicted model, not a curated record. NCBI's taxonomy places the organism in Eukaryota, Metazoa, Chordata, Actinopteri, Cypriniformes, Leuciscidae.
UUCGCGGAAGUGACGUCAGGGAAGCGAUGGCGGCCCGUGUUGCUCUACCGUAUUGGCUUUAAACUGUUCUCGGCGCUGAGAAAUUGUACGCUUUUUCUUUUCGCUUUCUCGAAGAUUAUCAAAAAGAAGCGGAAUACGCAUAUUGGUUUUAAUGUUGCAGCAGAUGGACAGUCGCACUUCGCGUGGCUUUUGGCAGAACGGAGACAUUUGUUCGACACUCCAGUUUGUUUGACCAUCUUAGCCAGCGAGCAUUUGAAGGAGCCGGACAGAGCAACUACCUCUCUAAAGAUAAAGACAUUCACCAAGUGAUAUAUAACCCACGCACUUUUUUGUAAAAACUGCACUUCAGCACCCUUCACUCGUUUAUUUGAAUCAUAUCAAGACGUGUGAAGUUGUGAAUGGUUGGCAGGAUCUUAUUUCCACAGGUGUGUUGUGUUGCUCUUGUCAGCGGUGUAAAUCACACCUCACGGACUCUGGUGUUAUGGUUGACAUGCUAAAGACCCGCCAAUGUCUGCUCGGUGUGCGCACUUUCCUCGGCGUGACAUCCAGGCUGUGGAGCUUCUUUUUAUACAUCCUCAGGAAGCACAUACGAACGAUAAUCCAGUAUCAAACAGUGCGAUAUGACAUUUUACCAUUGUCCCCCAUUUCCAGAAACCGACUCAACACCGUGAAGCGAAAGAUCCUAGUUUUAGAUCUUGACGAGACAUUGAUCCAUUCGCAUCACGAUGGAGUCCUCAGACCUACAGUACGGCCUGGUACACCGCCAGACUUCAUCCUCAAAGUGGUAAUAGACAAACACCCAGUCAGAUUCUUUGUACAUAAAAGGCCGCAUGUCGACUUCUUCUUAGAGGUGGUCAGUCAGUGGUAUGAGUUAGUAGUUUUCACUGCUAGUAUGGAGAUCUAUGGCUCUGCAGUAGCUGAUAAGCUGGAUAACAACAAGGGAAUCCUAAAAAGAAGAUACUACAGACAGCACUGUACACUGGAUUCAGGUAGUUAUAUUAAAGACCUGUCCGUUGUACAUGAUGACUUAUCAAGUGUAGUCAUUCUUGACAACUCGCCAGGGGCAUAUCGCAGUCAUCCAGAUAAUGCAAUACCUAUAAAGUCAUGGUUUAGUGACCCCAGUGACACAGCACUUCUUAACCUGCUGCCCAUGCUGGAUGCACUAAGGUUCACCGCAGAUGUACGGUCCGUCCUGAGCAGAAAUCUCCACCAGCAUCGACUCUGGUGAUCAUCCGACCGAGGGCUUUCUUCAAGUCCGUUCUUUUUUUUGUUUCGUUUUGUCGAACUGCUUCCCUAUCUGACAUCCGCCUGAUCAUUCUCCCUCGACUCUUGACUCAUCGCCUUUCAAAAACGGCCUUACAUGAGGUCUAUCAGGAGGAGAGUCGAUCCUGAACUCAAAGGGGAUGGAAAAGGCAAACUUUAGGAUGUUUCAGGAAGCUUUUUUGCUUAUGUUUUUUUUCCCUUCUUCAGAAUGGAGUCUCUGCCUUACAGUUCUACCUAUGCUGAUCGUGUGCGAGUUAUGUUUGUGCUAUGUGUGUAUGAGGACAUCUGCUGUUUUUCUUUUUAAUUAUUUGAAGAUAUGGAGUGACUGGAGACUGAAACGAGAUAAAAACAGACCUUUUCAUGACUUGCGUCUUCAAUUCCAGUUUGGGACGUCAUACCUCACUUCUAAAGGUGGUGCAAACGGAGAUCUACUAAACAGACUGGCUAGAAAAAGCCACAGACACUCUGCACAUCUAAUAGAGUUCACUGGAAAAACUAUUGAUGACACAGACCAGUUGGGGGUUAUUGUUGUAGAGUUGUGUAUGCUAUUAUUGAGGUACUGUCUUGGAAAACAUGGGUUUUAACGACUUCUGUAUGGUAGGCCUGUCCCAAUUCAGAAUGUGGAAGAUAGUAUUAUCCAUAUUCUGCAGCAAAUUCUUUUUUUUAAUCUGGUCAAUUGUCAUCCUGUUUUACUUUUGGCAGUAAAUGAAUUUAUCAUGAUUAUCAGGGAGGAUGUAAUAGAAUAUGUGCUUUGAAGAAGCUAAUUGACAGAUUUUAAGCCUUUCUGCUCUAAUUCUUCUCUACAAGAAUGUAUGUGGUUGGUUUUGAAAUCCUACCACUUGGGCGCCUUUUUACAAUUUUUUUUUCUUUCCUGAAAAUGUAAUAAUGACAAGACUUGAAUUUAUAAAACUUGUACUUCAUUGUAUUGGAGAGUUGACUGAGCAAAAGACACCUUUUUUUUACUCAAGGCCUUGUUGGUUUCUCUGUGCACCUGUCAGAUAAUGUCAAUUCUGUUCUCAUCAAUCAAACACUUGUUAUGUCUCAAGGCAGCUUCCUGGGACACAAGGAGUCCAUAGACCUGUGCACGUUACUAAUAAAAACGUGUCACUAUCUCA